AUGGAUUUCUUGUGCUGUCUCUGCGAUAAUGACCGCGCACCAGCUCUUUCGCCGAGUCACACCUACGGCGUUAUCACUGAGAAGCCAUCUUUUUACUCUCCCAUCCACCACACCGUUGAAGAAACCGCAGAUAAUGUUAUCGACAUUCUUCUUGCUGCAGAGAAGUCUGGACCACUACUGUCGGCGAAACUCGAUGACGCCGUCUUCGCCACAGGAUGGUCUGAAUGGCUUGCGAAAAACAUCCUGAAGAAAUUGGAGGAGGUGCUGAGGGAUGGCCGCGAGAAGAUGGGCCCGGCUAUGGCUGAAGCCUACGAUCAAGCAAGCAAGGCUGCGGAAAUAACCUUCACCGACUUAUUCGAAUACGUGAAAGAGCAUCCCGUCGAAAUUGCAGCCACAGUGUUGCUGUCGCUGCUUGCUUUUGGAGUCCUUGUGAGAUUGAUGCCGUUGGCCCUGGAACUUUUAGGUUUCGGCGAGCUUGGCCCGUCUGCUGGUGAGUUCUAUGGUCUAUUGAAUUGA
Molecule: messenger RNA, 516 nt
Organism: Trichoderma aggressivum f. europaeum
Lineage: Eukaryota; Fungi; Ascomycota; Sordariomycetes; Hypocreales; Hypocreaceae
Exons: 1
Coding region: 1-516 (171 amino acids)
Source: RefSeq, a predicted model, not a curated record